AUGCUGCGACGGGCUCAUCAAGUGGCAGCGACUGGUUUUCAGCUGCAAGCUGGAUCUUAUGCCAAGGCAAGACCGAGUUAUCCACCUGCAGCACUCGAGCGUAUCAAGCAGAUCUUGCCAGCCAAGAAAAAAGCGCUGGACCUUGCUGCAGGAACAGGGAAAAUGACAAAACUCCUUGACCAGGCUGGAUAUGAGGUGACCGCCGUCGAACCCGUCGAGAAUAUGAGACAGAAACUGGCCAAAGAUCUACCUCACAUCAACACAUUAGAGGGCACUUCUUGGAGAAUUCCGGUUUCUCCCGAAUCCCAAGAUGCGGUCAUGAUGGCUCAAGCAUUCCAUUGGUUCGAUGAUAUUGAAACCCUUAGAGAAGUUCACCGUGUACUCAAGCCCAAUGGGCUCGUAUUCAUGAUUUGGAAUAAGGAAAGCCGAGAACGCAGUCCAAUGAUAGCGCAGCUGAGAGACUAUUACGAAGUUCAUGAAGGCAACACCCCGCAAUACCGUAAAGGCACUUGGAAGAACGUCUUCGAACUACCCGAAGCCGGCAAACUGUUUAAUUUGCCUAUGAAUCACGCUUUCUAUACCAACGAUCUCUACCUUGCACGAGAGGAUAUUUGGCCUCGCAUUCACAGUUUGAGUUUUGUGGCGGUGCUUCCUCAAGACAAGAAGGAUCAACUGCGGCAACAAAUUGAAGCUGUCUUGGACGAUCCUAAUUUUGGCCACGCAAAAGACGAGCAAGGUCGCUUCUUCUUUCCCCAUGACACUAAUAUGUACUGGUUCCAAAAACGAUAG
This is a messenger RNA of Radiomyces spectabilis, 789 nucleotides long. Its product is annotated as S-adenosyl-L-methionine-dependent methyltransferase. The coding region runs from base 1 to 789 and encodes 262 amino acids. The record is from RefSeq and is a predicted model, not a curated record. Gene Ontology annotation, molecular function: S-adenosylmethionine-dependent methyltransferase activity. The transcript has 3 exons. NCBI's taxonomy places the organism in Eukaryota, Fungi, Mucoromycota, Mucoromycetes, Mucorales, Radiomycetaceae.